UAGUCGGCGGCGUCAAUUUACCUUUUCCCAUCAAACAGAAAGAAGCAGCAUAUCCGUCCGCUGCGGAUUUAGUUCCGUGGGGAAAUUGUUAAUAAUUUUUAAUUCCGGAGUGAAAAGAACUCUCCGAACAAAAACAAACGCAGAUGGGAAAUAUCAUUUCUUCCACUUUUUUUCCUGUAAUUUGAAACUUCUGCUCAUUAGCAAUCAGGUGAUCCGGUCAAAUAUGCUGCCUGCUAUUAAACACGCAAGGUCUCGCCUGAGAUACUUCCGGAGUAUCUCAAACAAAGGAUACCACCAGGCAGAUGUAGUCAUCCUGCCUAAACAUUUGGCCGACGACUUUGAAGCCUUCUGUCACAGUAACUCUGCACCUUUACCACUCCUCUACCGCAGCCAAUCGGGUGACAGCUCAUUCCCACCUCUGGCUAAAGAUGCUGACAUCAGGACAGACGUGUCACAAUACAGAGUGUAUCAGGAUGGCGUCCUAGUGACAAAUGUCUCCAGCCUGCAGAAGGACGGUGCUUCAGUCAGGAGCACAGCAACACAGCCAGUAGGUCAUCGAGUCAAGUGGUCAGACAUGGUGUGUUUCCAUCUGGGCAGCAGCUUUGGUUUUGAGGACAUCUUGAAGAAAGCCGGAGUCGGCGUUGGUAAAAGUGUGGGCAUGUACAAGACUGCAGUUCCCUGUAUUAGAGCCGGGGUUUUCCGGUCCCCUCUUGUGGUGUCGAUGUAUCCGAUUCCACCUGAUAUGUUGGAGGCGGCAGUUCAGGUCUCUCACCGUAUCCCACAAGCGCACGGCGCCCCCGUGCACAUCGGCGAUACAGCUUUCCUUGGCAUACAGGAUCUAUCCAGACCGGACUACGGGGAUCGAGUUGAGCUACAGCCUUCGGAUGUUCCGGUCUUCUGGGCCAGUGGAGCGACGGCUGUAGAAGCAAUAAUCAGCAGCAAGCCAACGUUGGCAUUCAGUCGCUCACCUGGCAUGUUCUUGACUGACGCCCCCCUUCCCACUGACAACAAGGAACCCGAAGCCAUAAGCCCCCCUCCAGAGCUGACCCCCACCUGCUUUCUGAUAUCCAAAAAUCCUUUGUUAUAUAGUUUGGUGUCCAAGAGGGUUGCGUCCAAGAUCGGCAAAUUGGAUGCAAUUAUUGGAGAAGAUCCAGGUCAACGAGGGAUCAAAGCUUUGUUUGUCCAAGAUGAACUCCUGCGUUCCUGUCUGGCUCUCUCCCAUGCAUCAUCUGUUGCCAUAACGACAGGCUUUCCCACGCACUACAUGCACAGUCCUCCUGAUGAGACUGAUGGCCCGCCUGGAGCUUUUGCCAUAGCGACCAUGCUGCAGUCCCUUGGCAAGCGCGUUACAAUGGUGACGGACCGGAGAGCCUUGGAGAUGAAUGGAGCCCUCAUCGAUAAAGCUGUGAAGUCAGGUGUUCUGAAGACCACCAUUCCGCUGGUCACCUUUGAAGACAGCGGUCCAAACGCUGCUCUUGAUUUUUUGUGUCACCACGGUGACCCCGCUAAGCCCAGGUACGACCACCUGGUGGCGAUAGAGCGCAGCGGGCGAGCUGCGGACGGGAACUACUACAACAUGAGGGCGAUCAACAUCAAACAUCUGGUGGAUCCAAUCGAUGACCUGUUUCUUGCCGCAGAGAAGAUCCCAGGAAUUACAACCACAGGCAUUGGUGAUGGCGGCAACGAGCUGGGGAUGGGGAAAGUGAAGGAGAAAGUGAAAAGUUUGAUGCCGAAGGGGGAUCUCAUAGCCUGUGAUGUCGCCGCCGACUACGCCAUCACUGCAGGGGUGUCCAACUGGGGAGGGUACGCUGUGGCCUGUGGCCUUUACCUGCUGAACACUUGUCCCACCCACCAGCGAUACCUAAAUAAAGGACUGGGAGUGGAUCACGUCACCCCAAAGGAUUUACAAGACUGGACCGCUAACCUGCCAUCCGUCAACAAGGAGGAGUCUAUUUUGUCAACGCUGGUGGAUUUCGGCAUUCGGAGUGGGAAAACUGGUCACCUGGCUAUGGAGGUGGAUGGUUUGACCUUUCACCCGUCACAUUCUGACAUCAUAACCAGACUCCUGGAGGUCACCCUGGGCUCAGCCAAGUAGCUUGUAUGCCAAUAGAUUGAGUUAUGUCAAUACUGAAUAGUCUGUAUGUGCGUAGUAUAUGAAAUUGUUGUUUUUGUUGAUGAUAAUAAGUUAGCAAUCAAUUCCCACAGUGAACCGGCCUUUCUGUCUGCGACCGUGGAUCUCAUCUAUGAUUCAUCUUAUACUUAAUAUCUUAAUCAUGUUGCGUCAUGGUUUCUGCUAUUCCGUCCAUUCUUUUCUUGUACUUUUCCACUGUGACCUUUUGACCCAAAUUGAAUGUGAUUUCCUGCUGCAUGAUAGCAGCAUCUGCCAAGAUGAAUAUACGCAUACAACGCAUCACACAUGAAUCGGUAUCAUUGAAGAGAUUACACAAACACACACACACAAUGCUAGCAUCCAGAGGAAAAGAUUGGAUUACAAAAUAAAUCCGGUUUUCCUAAGUUACCUGACCACUGUUUUGUGAAUCUUUUAAAACUAAUAAACAAUUUCUCACAUUCAGUUCAGCCAACCACAACACAAA
This is a messenger RNA of Doryrhamphus excisus (bluestripe pipefish), 2594 nucleotides long. Lineage: Eukaryota; Metazoa; Chordata; Actinopteri; Syngnathiformes; Syngnathidae. The record is from RefSeq and is a predicted model, not a curated record.